AUGCAAAAACCGCUUAUGAGAAUCCCCUAUACGGGCCCUCUCCCUCCUCCGAAUAUCAUCCCGCGGAAUGCAAAUACCAUUACUGGCGCAGUCGCGGCCUUGUCCCGAUUCCUCACUGCCCCGCCGUCGCCAUCCUUAUCCCUCAGUCAUGGCGGCAGUGAUCCCCAAUCAACGGUGAUAUUGUCCGGCGCCGGCAUAUCAGUGGCUUCAGGAUUGGCAGAUUACAGAGGCACCAACGGAACAUAUAGGCAGAACAAAACAUAUCGACCAAUUUACUAUCACGAGUUCCUGGCAAAUCACGAGGCAAGGAAGAGAUACUGGGCUCGCAGUUUUCUAGGCUGGACGAAUCUUCACAAGGCCAAGCCAAAUUCGGCUCAUUAUGCUAUCAAGAACUUGGGUGAUAUGGGAAUCGUUCGCAGCGUGAUUACACAGAAUGUGGAUUCCUUCCAUUCAAUUGCCCACCCCGAUAUCCCCACUCUGGAACUACAUGGCUAUCUUCGUGCACUAAGAUGUGUAACCUGCCACAAUGACCUCCCGCGAGAGACAUUUCAGGAGUCUCUUGCAAGCCUGAAUCCAGCAUGGGCAGAAUUUUUGACGGAGGUAAUCGCAUCAGGGGCGCUCGACACGGAGAAUCCAGCAGAACGGAGUGCUAGGGGCGUAAAGACCAAUCCUGACGGAGACGUCGAUAUUCCUGGUGCACCAUAUUCAACUUUCCGAUACCCUGCAUGUCCUCGUUGUCUUGCGAAUCCCCCCAUAUCGGGCGAUGGUACACAAACAAUAGUGGAAGUAGAUGCAGAAGGGGGUUUGGAACCAACGAGUACGGCUGGGAUACUGAAGCCUGCUGUAGUGAUGUUCGGGGAAAGUAUAACUAACACGGUGAAGGAGGCUGCCGAACAAGCUAUAGAUGGCUCUGGUAAACUGCUAGUUCUAGGCACAUCUCUUGCGACCUAUUCUGCUUGGAGACUGGCACGGCGUGCGAAGGAGAGGGGUAUGCCUGUUGGAAUACUGAAUCUGGGCGGAGUGAGAGGAGAAGAAGCCUUCUUUCAAGAUCUGCCAAUGGCCCAACAAGGAGAAGCUGCUGUCCGGGCCGACAUGGGAACUGAUAAAGUCCUACCAGAACUGGUUAACCAACUGAGACGUAGUGGAUUCUCCACCAACGUCGAUGUAUCAGAUCCAGCAGACGAACCGCACACCAAUAACACAAUAUUCAAAGAUGUACUGUCAUAG
Messenger RNA from Venustampulla echinocandica, 1227 nucleotides. RefSeq lists its product as uncharacterized. The coding region runs from base 1 to 1227 and encodes 408 amino acids. NCBI's taxonomy places the organism in Eukaryota, Fungi, Ascomycota, Leotiomycetes, Helotiales, Pleuroascaceae. The record is from RefSeq and is a predicted model, not a curated record. The transcript has a single exon. Gene Ontology annotation, molecular function: NAD+ binding.